ACAAAAACCAUAAUAAAAGCAAAAACAAAAGUGUCUUCAGCGUACCAUUGCGAUCUCGUAACUCAAUAUCCCACUCUUCUUCCUUGCAAGUGUUCAAUUGACAAGUCAUGGCUUCUGUAGCUGAAACACAGAGAACUUUGUACCCAUAUGUAACUGGAUCCUCUGUGGUAGCAAUCAAAUACAAAGAUGGGAUUCUCAUGGCUGCUGAUAUGGGAGGUUCCUAUGGGUCUACCUUGCGAUACAAGAGUGUUGAGCGCAUAAAGGCUAUUGGGAAACAUUCCCUUCUUGGUGCUACUGGGGAAAUAAGUGAUUUUCAGGAGAUUUUACGCUACCUAGACGAACUCAUCCUUAAUGACAACAUGUGGGAUGAUGGUAAUUCUCUAGGGCCUAAGGAGGUGCACAACUAUUUAACUCGAGUGAUGUAUAACAGGCGUAAUAAGUUCAACCCUUUGUGGAACUCUCUUGUACUUGGUGGUGUGAAGAAUGGACAAAAGUACCUUGGCAUGGUUAACAUGAUUGGAAUUAAUUUUGAAGAUAAUCAUAUAGCCACUGGGCUUGGAAAUCACCUUGCAAGGCCAAUUCUCCGUGAUGAGUGGCACGAAAAUUUGACCUUUGAAGAAGGUGUUAAGUUGCUGGAAAAAUGCAUGCGAGUGCUUUUGUAUCGUGAUAGAUCUGCCGUAAACAAGAUACAGAUAGCUAAAAUGACUGAAGAAGGUACUACUUUGUUCCCACCUUUCUCAUUACAAACAUAUUGGGAGUUCUCUGCUUUCAAGAAUCCAACUGUGGGUGCAGAAGGUUCAUGGUAACUGGCUGGAUAUGGAAUCAAAUGAAGCUGGAAUUUUAAAUGGAUAUAUGAAAUGGUUUCCAAUUCCUACAGCUGACUUCUUUGUGUUUAAUGGGUAUGGAAUGAAAUAUUUGAUGUGAAUUUAUAUUUUUCAUAAAAAAUCAUUGUAACUUGAUAUCUGUGUCACAGGUAAAUUUCAUAUUUUAUAGUACUUAAUUCCUU
Messenger RNA from Abrus precatorius (Indian licorice), 1006 nucleotides. RefSeq names its product proteasome subunit beta type-4. The transcript is spliced from 6 exons. Bases 108 to 806 code for a protein of 232 amino acids. The record is from RefSeq and is a predicted model, not a curated record. Lineage: Eukaryota; Viridiplantae; Streptophyta; Magnoliopsida; Fabales; Fabaceae. Gene Ontology annotation, cellular component: proteasome core complex, beta-subunit complex; nucleus; proteasome core complex.